UGUCCUUCCUGCAGGCUGCCAGACGCGCUGAGAAUGCCGCAGUGAGGGGCUGCCCACCCGCCUGCCCUGCUAUGGCUGCCCAUGGCCUCGGCUGGGCCACAGCACUAUAGCUGUAGCACCGGGCUCACACUCAGCACCCCGCAGCCAGCCUGCGAGAGCCGGGCCUGGCCCCCGGCCCCACAGCACAUCAAGCCCAUCUGGAGGCUGGAGAGGAAGCAUGUGAGGGCUCCACCGGUCCCCAGCCUGCUCCACCCGGGGCCCCCCAGCUUCCCACCCCUGCCUGUGCCAUGCCCUGGUGACACUGCCCACUCUGGCCUGCCCCUGCCCUUCCCCAGCUCCCCAGGGAGCACGCUGCUGUACCGCCGAUCCUACGCCCGGCAGAGACCCUACCAGCGGCUUGAGUCCAUCUGUCUAUGCUCGAGCACUCUCAAGCGCCGGUCGGUCCCCCUCCCUCCCCAGGGCCCCCCAGCCAGCAAUUUCACCCAGGGCCCUGGCAUGCUGUCAGCCGCCCCAGAGCUGGCCCCGCUGCCACGGGCGCCUAAAGACCGUCCCCCUUCACCUAAAGACUCCCCCCUGGGCUUGGGGCAGCCAGCUCCCAGUCCCUACAGACCCGUGCUGAACAACAAUGCCUUCCUGCGGCCAAGCAGUGCCCAAGUGCCUUCGCCCCCAUCCCCUGAGAGAAAGAGAGGGAAGAGUUCCCUGAGGCCACUCGCCAUGUCCUGGGCCCGCACUGGGGGCACCGGCGAUGGCUCCAUUGCAGGCCUGGAGAACAGACCCAUGAAGGGGCCCCAGCCGGCUGUCCUGGCCUGCCUGCCCCCCACCCUUGAGGGCCUGACCCCGUGGUGCCUGGAAGACGCGGAGAUUCGGCUGCGGAGCCUGCAGACCAGGGAGCGUGAGAUCCAGCUGACAGAGGCUGUAAGGCAGCUGAGGGGGAAGGUGAGCACCUGCGAAGACUACGGCCGGCACCUCGACGCUGUCUGUCCAGCCGCCAGCGGCCUCCGCUGCAAUGUACUCCCUGUGGCCGGGCACUGGAGACCGCACCUCCUCACCCAGCUGAGUCCCCAGGCCACCCUGGCCCCCCAGAGCUCUGAGCUGAGGCACUGCAGCCUCCCUGGGGGCCAGAGCCCUCCCAGUGCCAGUGCCUGCACGAAGCGCAUCAGUGUUCAGCUCCUCGCCCCCAGCACCGAAGCGCCCACCCCCCUGCCCUGUCGUGGGCUGGACCUCCUGUCACUGAGCAAUGGGGACACAGCUAGGCCCAUGCACCUCACCGCUGUCUCCAGAGUCGCUGCCCAGAUCGCCACCGUCCAGCUAGAUGAGGACAAGUGCAAGGCCAUGGGCAUGCCGAGGGUAUCCCCACAGCUCCCGGACGCUUCCCCCAGUGAGCCUGAGGACGAGGCAGAAGAGGAACUUCCCGAUGGGCUGGAUGAUGAGAGCCAGGAUGGGGAGGAGGAGGAGGAGGACGGCGAGUCAGACAGCUCCUCUGUCAUGGGCCUGUCACCCAGUGGGUCAGUGGCACUCAUAUCCAGGAGCUGCCAGGAGGGCCUGGCACAACGGGUAGAGGCCCAGGAGAGGGUGCUCAGACCAGCCCUUUUGGGCAGCCUCUUCCCCAACAUGCCCCCAACCAUCUACUUUGGGACCUGCGACGAGAGAGUGGAGAAGCUGCCCUGGGAACAGCGGCGCCUGCUGCGGUGGAAGAUGAGUUCAGUCACCCCCAACGUCGUGAAGCAGACAGUCGCCCGCUCACACUUCAGAGUCAGCAGAAGGAACAGUGACUGGCUGGGCUGCUGGGGCCACCACAUGAAGUCUCCAGCCUUCCGCAUCAUCAAGGAGCACCAGAAGAUCAACCACUUUCCCGGCUCAUUCCAAAUCGGGCGCAAGGACCGGCUGUGGCGGAACCUGGCCAAGAUGCAGACACGCUGCGGCAAGCGGGACUUCAACUUCUUCCCCCAGUCCUUCAUCCUGCCUCAGGAUAUCCGGGGGCUGCGCCAGGCCUGGGAGGAGGGUGGCAACCGCCAGAAGUGGAUCGUGAAGCCGCCGGCGUCAGCAAGAGGCAUUGGCAUCCAGGUCGUCCACAAGUGGAGCCAGCUGCCCAAGCGCCGGCCGCUGCUGGUGCAGAGGUACCUGCAUAAGCCAUACCUCAUUGGAGGCAGCAAAUUCGACCUGCGCAUCUAUGUCUACGUCACGUGCUAUGACCCACUCCGCAUUUACCUCUUCAGGGAUGGGCUUGUGCGCUUUGCCAGCUGCAAGUACUCAUCCUCUAUGAAGAGCCUUGGCAACAAGUUCAUGCACCUGACCAACUACAGCGUGAACAAGAAGAACACAGAGUACAAGGCCAAUGCUGACGAGACUGCCUGCCAGGGCCACAAGUGGGCACUGAAAGCACUUUGGAGCUACCUGAGCCAGAAGGGGGUGAACAGCGAGGCCAUCUGGGAGAAGAUCAAGGACAUUGUCAUCAAGACCAUCAUUGCGUCGGAGCCCUAUGUGACGAGCCUGGUGAAGAUGUACGUGCGGCGCCCGUACUGCUGCCACGAGCUCUUCGGCUUUGAUGUCAUGCUGGACGAGAACCUCAAGCCCUGGAUCCUGGAAGUCAACAUCUCCCCAAGCCUCCAUUCCAACUCGCCGCUGGACAUGAGCAUCAAGGGCCAGAUGGUCCGCGACCUGCUGAACCUGGCUGGCUUUGUCCUGCCACCCACCGAUGACGUGGCCUCAGGCACCACCAGUGGCAGGAGCUCCGCCACCAGCCUGAGCAGCACUGUGAGAGAGAAGCCCCAGCCGGCCCCAGAGCAGCUGGUGGCUGAGAAGAUGAAGAGGGCAUAUUACCUGAUGCAGAAGGCGCCCAACCAGCUCUGA
Gavialis gangeticus (Gharial) is the source of this 2850-nucleotide messenger RNA. It is a transcript of the gene TTLL4, whose product is annotated as tubulin tyrosine ligase like 4. Gene Ontology annotation, molecular function: tubulin-glutamic acid ligase activity; tubulin binding. Gene Ontology annotation, cellular component: cilium. The coding region runs from base 82 to 2850 and encodes 922 amino acids. Gene Ontology annotation, biological process: microtubule cytoskeleton organization; protein polyglutamylation. The transcript is spliced from 15 exons. NCBI's taxonomy places the organism in Eukaryota, Metazoa, Chordata, Crocodylia, Gavialidae. The record is from RefSeq and is a predicted model, not a curated record.